GGACCACAUGUCUACAUGUGCCGGAUGUAAACACAACUACCCACGUGUUCAAGUAGGCCCCUAAUGACUGUGCCUUACACAUGGCUCUACAUUCAGGAGGCAGCUGUUGAUCUGUGCACAUAUUUACUGGGAACUGAUCCUGAAACACAUUUUUAAGGUACAGUCAUGGCAGGUAGGAGCAAAGGUCGUGGAAGAAGCCAGUUUACCUUCAGUGUGGACGCACUGGGUUUUGGAAGGGGAGAUUCUUUACCCCAAUCUACACAUACACCUUCUCCUCUUUUUCCUCCUAUGCAAUUUAGGCCAGUGCCUCUGACUACAGGAGAAGAGGUGGACUAUAUGCUCGCUCUUAAACAGGAGCUGAGAGCCUCCAGCAAGAAUCUGCCAUUCCACAUAAGAGAAGCCAGAACAAAGACAGAUGUGGCGCGUUACUCUGAUAAAUACCAAAAUGGUGAGCCGAAGAACAACACAAUUGAAUGGAGUCCAGACUGGAGCAGACUGCCAAAAGAGCUUUGUAUUAAAGUACGGAAACCCCGAAAAACACUCACAGGUGCUAAGCCACUACUUCAGCGAAAACCAAAAGUAGCUGCUGGCAAAGAAGAGGUUCUCCAAAAACUAGAGACACUUGAGAAAAGAGAACAAGAGCAUCAUUCUGAAGAAGAGGAGGAAGAGGAGAAGAAGAAACAGAAUCAGGAGGAGGAGGAGCCAGAUGUAGAUGAAGAUUAUGAUGAAGAGGAGGUUGAAGAUGAGACAGACUACAUCAUGUCUUACUUUGACAACGGAGAGGAUUUUGGAGCAGAUAGUGAUGACAAUAUGGAUGAAGCUGUCUACUAAUGUAUUUUAAGAGGAUUUUUAUCUGAAGUUCUUAUCACUGGGGAUGCAUAUUUCUAUGAGUGAGAGUGAAAGUAUGUAUUUCAAGAAGUGUCUUAAUUUCAACUUGAAACAUACUGAAUCAGAUCAUGACAAGUGACUGAAUUUAAUUUAAUGACUAAUGUUUUUAAGAUCAGAGAGUCAGUGCUGCUAUUGAGAUGCUGUUCUGUGGUUUCUCAGCUGCUUUACGCAAAUGGCUUGAUCGACAGAUACUGCUGCUAUUCUAACAGUGUGCUGGAAUGUUACUGAAAGACUUUUAAUUGUGCUUUUGAUUUCAGUUUAAGUAUUGUAAUUGGAAAGCUCUGCUUAAAAAGGGGACACACAGAAGCCAUCAUUCCUUUUUGCCAUAUAGGAGAGGACACUACAGACCGUUCAGACCAGUCUGCAUAUUUAAUGCAUCUCAUGUUUACACCUGAAAAUGCCUUGAAUUGCAAAUUACAACUGUAUAAGAGAAACUU
Megalobrama amblycephala (Wuchang bream) is the source of this 1325-nucleotide messenger RNA. RefSeq names its product RNA polymerase III subunit GL a (gene polr3gla). Gene Ontology annotation, cellular component: RNA polymerase III complex. Bases 166 to 831 code for a protein of 221 amino acids. Gene Ontology annotation, biological process: transcription by RNA polymerase III. NCBI's taxonomy places the organism in Eukaryota, Metazoa, Chordata, Actinopteri, Cypriniformes, Xenocyprididae. The record is from RefSeq and is a predicted model, not a curated record. The transcript has 8 exons.